Molecule: messenger RNA, 1385 nt
Organism: Bradysia coprophila
Lineage: Eukaryota; Metazoa; Arthropoda; Insecta; Diptera; Sciaridae
Product: transcription termination factor, mitochondrial-like
Biological process (GO): termination of mitochondrial transcription; regulation of DNA-templated transcription
Cellular component (GO): mitochondrial matrix
Molecular function (GO): double-stranded DNA binding
Source: RefSeq, a predicted model, not a curated record
UUGACAGGAACAAAAACACUUCAGAAGAAGAAUUUUACUUUUAGUAAACACGGUAAAUACGAUGCAAUUCAAUUUAGUUACCAUUAAUUGUGCCAAAAAGUGACAAAAUAUUUACGAAAAUGUAUCGCUUGUUGAUUCAUAGCGGAACAAUGUUCCAAAAACUAAUCAAAUGGACUACAAAGCAAAACGACCGUACUAAAAACAUUUAUUUAUCGUUCAGUCACUUCGGUCCUAUGUAUAAAAAAAUUGAAAACCGAGACUACCACAAAUCUACUUCCUACACCGAAAGCGGAAAGCCGUUAACGAGAAAAGUUUUUGUAAAUUAUUUGAAAACGACAUUAAUGUGUCCGGCGAAAGUGGCCACAGACAUCUGGUUAGCCUAUCCAGUACUCGGUGAUAGAUUCUUAAAUGAUGUCGACAAAAAUGUGAACAUUUUAACUGAGGAAGGUGUGACGAUUAAAGCCAUUUUAGAUAAUCCACCGUUGUUGAGUCUGAGUGAAGUCUCUCUUCGAGAACGUCUGACCAUUCUGAAAUGUCUGAUGCCGGAUAAAGUCGAAGACUUUCUACCAUUGGCGCUGGUUGCUGAUACUCGGUUAAAUGAAAUCAAGGAAAUAGCUGAACGGGAAGCAGAUGUGAUACCUAGCAGACAUCGAAUUUAUUAUUUCAGUAAGCUGCUGGAGACGGAACCGUACACCUUAAGUAAACAUAUUGUGCCUAAUCGACUGUUUAUGUUGACACUGCCAUUCAAAGAAGUUAAUCAUCGCAUCAAAACAAUGUUAACGUAUAAAACACCCGCACAAAUUAUUUCAAACUUGCGGCUCAUCAAAAACAGUGAGCAAUUCCUUGAAUCGUUGCGUCAGGCUAAUUUGAACGAGAACCUGAAUCUUGAACAUAAUUUGUCAAUGGCCCAGUACUACGCAAAUCGUUUAGACUACGACAUCGAGAAAGUUGAAACGAUGCUGAAAAUAUAUCCGUUCUUAGCGAGCAUGGACGUGAACAUGGUAGACAAAAAACUCGACUUUCUACUGAAAGAAGUUGGUGUAAGUGCAUCGGCAAUUGUUUAUUCUCCUCGUACAUUGCUCACACGCCUUGACAAGAUGAAACAGCGAUUUCAGGAAUUAGAAUUUUAUGGCUUUGGAUGCCAAGGACAUCAACAGAUACUGGUCAAAAUUUCACUAAGCGAGAAAAAAUACAGCGAAUUUCUUGUUAAAUUGAAAGAAGAGUGGGAACAACAACAAAACGAAAGGAAUAGUUUUGUUGGGAAGUUACGGAAAAUGUUUUCUUUUUGAAUAUUGUAUACAAUACGCGCAGGUGAAUUUAUAAAGUCGGAGAUUAAUUAUGAAAACUGUUAUGAAUAUAUAGCGACAAUAAACAAGCGAAGUCAA